ACGGGUUGGCCCGCAUACACUAUCCAUGUUGCGCACCUGGAUGUUAGCAAGCCAUUGGCCCCAUGUUGAGGAUUGCUGAAUGGAGGUUUGGUCAUUACGUGGAUUUUUGAUGGUGAUGAUGAUCGGAUGAGGAUUGGGCCCUGCUGGGAAGGAGAGGUUCUGGCAUACAAGUCAGUCAGAUGUCACUGGAGAUACCAAUAAUAACUGCAAGACAAUUCGAUUCUCUUCCUGUCUGUCCUCCUUCAUCUAGAAUAAAUGAGGGAGCUCAAAGGCGGAGAAUACCAACGGACAUACAUAUCCCAUCCCUUGUGUCCCGUGCAGUCGGCGCUUCGAGGCAACCGUUAGCAACACUUCGCAGGAUCCAGAACCACUUUCACAUCGCUGCAAAGAACAUUAACUGUGAAAUUUAUAAUACAAGCCUGAGGUGUCAAUAUAAAGUGAAUAAACCUUGCCUGAGUCGACUUCCAUCAGCUCCCAGUGCAGAAGGUCGGCCGAUGCAAGGGUUCGGCUCACCUGGCGAUACUUUCGAGUCCCUCACAUCCAGGGAAACAAACACAGCUGGCGGGGCUGCUGCACGCCACGUACAAAUCUCAAGUUUACAAGGAGGUGGGUGCAUUUCACGCAUCUUGAUUAGACAAUAAGGUAUAUAGUAGCGACCGUCGGGGACACCGCGGGUGUCUAUGCUAAACAAACAAACCAGCCUGCAUUCCCAGCCCAUGCUCCGCCCAAUUGCAACGGGUAUCAGCCCGGCACUCGCUCUCGAGUGCGCCUCCUUUCGCAAUUUAUCCCAGCAGAAAAAACUCACAACAGCCCAUGCUA
This is a messenger RNA of Aspergillus sclerotioniger CBS 115572, 819 nucleotides long. RefSeq lists its product as uncharacterized. The transcript has a single exon. The record is from RefSeq and is a predicted model, not a curated record. The coding region runs from base 180 to 641 and encodes 153 amino acids. NCBI's taxonomy places the organism in Eukaryota, Fungi, Ascomycota, Eurotiomycetes, Eurotiales, Aspergillaceae.